AUGACAAACCCCGCACAAAAAGAAGUAAAUAUAUUGUUACUUGGAGAGACUGGUGUAGGAAAAUCUACAUUUAUAAAUGCACUCUAUAACUAUCUUAGAUUUGACACUUUAGAUGAUGCAUUAUGUGGGCAUAUGGAAAUACUAAUCCCAUCAAAAUUUACAGUAACAGACGAUAAUUAUGACCUUAAAACUAUAAAACUUGGAGAUGAUUCAAACGAAAAUUUAGAAAAUGUUGGAAUGUCAGCCACUCAAACAUGUAGAGAAUAUCAAUUUGAAUUAGGAGAUGUAAUUAUAAGAUUUAUUGAUAGUCCAGGAAUUGGUGACACAAGAGGAGUUGAUAAAGAUAAGGAAAACUUAGAAAAUAUUCUUAAAUUUAUUAGCAAUUACGAAUAUCUGAAUGGCAUUUGUGACACAUUACCUGCACUUAAGGAGCAACUCCAUAGACUUGAACAAAGAUCUGGUGUUGAAAUAAAGACAAACAAAGAAACUAUGUACUGUUUUGACAAUGAAUCAUUUCGGUUUCUAGCUGCAUCUAAGAAUGGUGUAAACUUUGGUGAAAUGGAUAAAACAAGCUUUACAGAAAGUUGGAAAAGAUCUGUCGCUGAAUCUGUAAGACUUCUUCAAUAUCUUGGAUUCCGUGACCCUCAUAAAGUACAAGAUACUUUAACACUUAAUGAAGCUAGAAAGAUAGUAUUACAUCUUGCUAAACCUCUUGCUAGUAUAGAACAGAAUAUUAAUCUAAUUAAAGAUCGACAAAAGGAGAUUGAUAGUUGCACCGAAUCUAUUAAAGAUCUUCAAAAAAGACUGUAUAUCCCACAGCAAUUCCUCGAAACAAUAGAACUAGGAUAUCCUAGAACUGUAUGCACAGAGUGCAACCGUGAAGUAGUGAAUGGGAAAGUAAACUACAAAUCUCAUUGUCACAAACAUUGUUAUUUGGAUGAGGUUGAGACUGAAUUGCUUAACAAUGCGAAAUUAUUGAAUUGUUUGGCUAUUCAAUAUAAUGGAACUUGUCGU
Messenger RNA from Dentiscutata erythropus, 1014 nucleotides. NCBI's taxonomy places the organism in Eukaryota, Fungi, Glomeromycota, Glomeromycetes, Diversisporales, Gigasporaceae. The record is from the annotation of a GenBank genome assembly.